Messenger RNA from Aphidius gifuensis, 5024 nucleotides. Its product is annotated as liprin-alpha-1-like. Gene Ontology annotation, molecular function: protein binding. The record is from RefSeq and is a predicted model, not a curated record. Gene Ontology annotation, cellular component: presynaptic active zone. NCBI's taxonomy places the organism in Eukaryota, Metazoa, Arthropoda, Insecta, Hymenoptera, Braconidae. Gene Ontology annotation, biological process: synapse organization. The coding region runs from base 765 to 4358 and encodes 1197 amino acids. The transcript has 19 exons.
GUAGCAUACAGUAGAAAAACUGGGCAGUAGUAAUAGUCGUAGGUGUGUCAGUUUGGUGUUUUUUUUUUCACUUAUUUAGAAUUUUUUUAAUAUCGUGAAAAUUAAAAAUAAUAAUAAAAAAAUAUCAUACUUAAUACAAAUUAAAUUAUUGGUUAAUAAUAUAUUAAAAUAAAUAUUUAUCUAAUAAAUUAUAAAACAGAAAAAAAAAAAAAAAAAUUUCUAAAACCAUUACAACCAUUUUUCAUACAAAUAAAUUUUGUCCCUUAAUCUCAUAAUAAAUAUAUUUUUCUAUAAGUUCCAUAAUAGUGUAAUAUGUAACAAUAACAAAAAAAACAUUUUUUUUUUUUUUUUUUAAUUGAUAACACAUCAACAUUUGACGACUGAAGAAAAUUUAUUUUUCCAAAAAAAAAAGUUUGUUAUUAAUUGUUUUUUUUUUUUGUUUAUUAAAAUGAUGAUAACGUAGAUAUCAAUAGGAGCUGCACAAGUUUUUUCACCGGUAUACUUAUAUAUACACAUAUAAAUUAUCAAUAAUAAAUAAAUUUAAAAGCAUCCAUGGAACGAAUAGCGAUGAAUAUUUAUCAAAAUAACAACAAUACAAAAAAUAUUUUGAAUUUUUUUUCAAGUAAAUGAUUGAUAAAUAAAAUAAUAAAUAAAUAACCAAAAAAAAGAAAAUGUCAAUCAAAGUGUUUUAAUAAUUAAAAAAAAAUAUCAAGUAGUGAAUGUGUGUGUUUAUUGUGAUUGAGUGAUAAGUAAGUUAUAAUAUCAUGUGGAAUAUGAUGUGUGAUGUAAUGCCAACAAUUGCUGAAGACAGUAUUAGCCAAAGAAGUUCACAAUUUUCUGGUGAAGAUGCAAAUUUUGAGCAACUCAUGGUGUCAAUGCUCGAUGAGCGAGAUAAGCUCAUGGAUUCAUUGCGUGAAAGUCAAGAAAGACUUCAAGAUGCUGAAGGAAGACUUCAAGAUGUUGAAAAAGAACGUGAUGCUCUUAAUCGACAACUUAAUGCUAAUAUUCCUCAGGAAUUUUCUUCACUCACGAAAGAAUUAUCUUCUGCUCGUGAAAGCAUUCUUGAACGUGAAGAAGAAAUCUCAGAAUUAAAAGCAGAACGUAAUAAUACUCGGUUAUUACUUGAACAUCUUGAAUGUCUUGUUUCACGUCACGAACGAUCAUUGAGAAUGACAGUUGUCAAGAGACAAGCUGCUGCACAAUCUGGAGUAUCAUCUGAAGUUGAAGUUCUCAAAGCUCUAAAGAGUCUUUUUGAGCAUCAUAAGGCACUGGAUGAAAAAGUGAGAGAGCGAUUGAAAAUGGCAUUGGAACGUAACACUACCUUAGAGGAAGAGCUUUCACGUACCAAGGAAGAGCUUCAACAAUAUAAAAUAAGCGGGCAUCCACCAAAGAAUCUAGAUGAAAGGCCAAAAGAAAAUGGUCAAUCUGAUGAUAUUCACACGACUAAGAAUUCUGAACUUACUGCAUGGCAGCGGAGAGCCAGUGAUCUUGGUGGACGAGUUUCUGAGCUGGAAGAAACACUUUCAAAGGCACAAAAAGAGCUUGUAAAAACCCAAGAUACAAAUGUUAAAUUACAAAGAGAUCUUCGUGAAAAUGUUGCUCAAAAAGAAGAUCAAGAAGAAAGAAUAGCAACUUUGGAAAAAAGAUAUUUAAAUGCUCAACGUGAAUCAACAAGUUUACAUGAUUUAAAUGAAAAAUUAGAGCAAGAAUUACAGCAUAAAGAAGCUCAACUCAAACUCCAAGAAGAAAAAAUAUCAGCGAUUCAAGAAAAAUUGGAACUUGCCGAGCAGAAGUUGGCACAAUUUUCAAAAAUGCCCGAAAUUGAAGAACAAUUAAAAGCAAGAAUGGAGACACUGACCCAGGUGAGGAGGCCCAAUCAGGUACAAGAACGACAUGGUAGUGCAGAAGACAGAAUUCAAAGACUGGAAGGUCAACUUGAAGAAAAAAAUGCUGAAUUAAUGCGUUUAAAUCAACGUUUAAAAAUGAAUGAAGAUCACAAUACACGUUUAAGUUCAACAGUUGACAAACUUCUUUCAGAAUCAAAUGAAAGACUACAAGUACAUUUGAAAGAAAGAAUGCAUGCAUUAGAAGAAAAAAAUGCAUUAACACAAGAGCUAGAUAAAACAAGAAAAAUUGCUGAAGAUUUACAAAAUGAAAAAUCAGAAAUAUUAAAAGAAUUAGGAAAAACACGUUUAGAAAUUGACAAUGUAAAACGUCAAAUGUUACAACAAGAAAUUGCAUUUAAUAUACAACAAACGGAUGCAUUAACAAGAAGUUUAUCACCAAAUGCAAUUGAUCCAACAUCAUCAAGAAGUGCUAGUCACAGUAGUUUUGAUACACAUUCAUUACCAAGAAGAUCAACAAAAAGAUUAAUUGAUGAUGAUUCAGCAAAAGGUUAUGUUGCAAGAACACUUGCUGAACAAGAAUGGGAAAAACUUCAACAAGCUCAUGUAUUAGCAAAUGUACAACAAGCAUUUGAUGUAUCAAGUGAUGCUGAGGGUGAUGGUGAUAAUGAAAGUAUUUUCAGUUCAGCUGCUGAUGUUAUUAGUCCAUCUGGUCAUACUGAUGCACAAACACUUGCAAUGAUGCUACAAGAACAAUUAGAUGCAAUUAAUAUAGAAAUUAGAUUGAUACAAGAAGAAAAACAAAGCACUGAAGCAAGAGCUGAAGAACUUGAAUCAAGAGUUGGAAGUUUAGAACAUAUGAAUUUAUUAACAAGAGGUCGAAGUUUAGAACGUACUUCACCACCACUUAGUGGAAGAUCUACACCAAAAUCUCAUCAUAGUCCAAACAGAGAUUAUCUUCAUAAAUAUCACACGGCACCGGCCUCAAUGUCACCUGCUCAUCUCCAUCAGUAUGCAGCGUCAUUGGUUAGCCCAGGACAACUGUCUGAAUCCUUACCUGCAAGCCAGUUGCAGUUGUCGGGUGAGGAAUUACAUUCAGUUAGUGAAAGAGACAGUGGUGGCGGUGGAAGUGGAGGAAGUGAAGCAGUGUCACCAUUAACAGCAAGAUCAUUGAGACUUGAACGUGUUGUUCAAGCCUUAGCACAUAGUCAAGAAGAACUAAGAAGGCGUACUGGUCAAAGUGGAUUUCCAAGUGGUUUCUCAGCACACAGGCAUGGGCAUCACAACAACGACACAAUGAAUUCUGGAACUACUCCUCCUUCACCGUUGUCUUCACGCCACAGUAGCCAAGACAGUUUGCAUCAAAAUCAUUUGGCCAGUAUGGGACUUCCAAUCGGUCAAUUGUCAAGUUUACAUUUACAACAUAUGCAAGUUACAAUGAGUCCAGCAACAGCAGCAGCAGUUGCAGCAGCACAAAAGAAAAAAGGAAUUAAAAGUAGCCUUGGAAGAUUUUUCAGUAAAAAAGAAAAGAUAAAAGGUAAAGAUACAGCAAUGCCUGGUGAUGUACCAGGAAUGGGUGGCCCUAAUACAAUGGAUUCUGAUUAUGGUGAUAAUAUUUCUUUACCUGGUACACUUAGUGGCAAAAGUGAUUUUGAUCGAAGGAAAAAGAAAAGUAUGCUGGAUUUAUCAAGACAUGAGCUUUUGGGUGAAGCAAUGAAAGCAGGAACACCUUUUGCACUUUGGAAUGGACCAACAAUAGUAGCGUGGUUAGAAUUAUGGGUAGGAAUGCCAGCUUGGUAUGUUGCUGCUUGUCGUGCUAAUGUUAAAAGUGGAGCUAUUAUGAGUGCAUUAAGUGAUACUGAAAUUCAACGUGAAAUUGGUAUUAGUAAUCCACUUCAUCGGCUAAAACUUCGUUUAGCAAUACAAGAAAUGGUAUCAUUAACAAGUCCAUCUGCUCCAAAAACUUCACGUACAACUUUAGCAUUUGGUGACAUGAAUCAUGAAUGGAUUGGUAAUGUUUGGUUACCAAGUUUGGGAUUACCUCAAUAUCGAUCAACUUUCAUGGAGUGCCUUGUUGAUGCUCGUAUGCUUGAUCAUCUUACUAAAAAAGAUCUUCGUGGACAAUUAAGAAUGGUUGAUAGUUUUCACAGAACUAGUCUCCAGUAUGGUAUAUCAUGUUUAAAAAGACUGAACUUUGAUAGACAACAACUUGAGGAUAGAAGAAGAAUGGCAGAGAGUGCAAAUGCUGAUGUUUUAGUGUGGAGCAAUGAACGUGUAAUUAGAUGGGUUCAAUCGAUUGGCUUAAAGGAGUAUGGAAAUCAUCUUUCUGAAUCAGGUGUACAUGGAGCAUUGAUUGCAUUGGACGAGAGUUUUGAUGCAAAUUCAUUUGCUUUGACUCUUCAAAUUCCAACUCAAAAUACUCAAGCUCGACAACAUCUGGAAAUGGAAUUUUCAAAUUUACUUACUGUUGGUACUGAAAGACGAUCUGACGAAUCAAACAGCAUGAAGUCUUAAUAUACUUUAAAUAAAUAGCUAUAAAUUAUUACACAAUCUUAUUAUUUCUAGUCGAGACAUCCCAGUUAAUUAAAAUGAUUAUUGAAAAAUAAUCCAUAUAUUAUUUUUUAAUUUUCACAUAAAUAAAGUGAAUGUAAUUCAAAAAUAUUAAUAUAUAAUUGUGAAGGUAAAAGCUGUAUAGCACUUUAUCAAAGAUAAAAUAUAUAUUUGGCUUUCACAUUAUUUAAUUCCACUGUACAUUAAUUUGUUUUAAAACAUCAUUGUUUAUUAAUAUUUACAAUUCAGUAAAUAUAUUAUUAUUAUUAUUAUUGAUAUCUGUUUUGUUUAGUUAAAAUGAUCGAUAAAUGCUGCGAUGCACAAAAUAAUAAAAGUGUGACAGAAAUGAAAAAAAAAAAUAAUGCAUUAAACUCUAUGUCAGAGAAGAAUUUAUAUAUAAUAUUAAACAAUAAUUGUAACAAACUUCUAAUGACAAUAAUUCUGUCUGAUUUGAAUUUUAAUUAUCAUUCGCACUGAGUAUAUCUGAUCAAUCAAUUCACAAAAGAGAAAAUGCCAAUUUAUGUGCAGCACAAUUCCAUGUUUUUUUUUUUUUUUUAACCAUGUGCAGAUGAAAUAUAAAUUUAAAAACCAUUCGCUGUAUUAUUAUGAGAAAAAAAACAUAUACAAUAA